This is a messenger RNA of Zonotrichia albicollis (white-throated sparrow), 1271 nucleotides long. Lineage: Eukaryota; Metazoa; Chordata; Aves; Passeriformes; Passerellidae. The record is from RefSeq and is a predicted model, not a curated record.
GGUUCAGCCCUGCUUCACCCUAGGGGCAGGAGGUGAAUGGGACAAGCUGCAGAGGGUUCUGAGGGUCUCUGCUCUGUCUCACAGGACCAGGCCAUGGGGAACUGGCAGAUCAAGAGGCAGAAUGGGGAUGAUCCCCCCCUCACCUACCGCUUCCCCCCGAAGUUCACCCUCAAGGCUGGCCAGGUGGUCACGAUCUGGGCCUCGGGAGCUGGAGCAACCCACAGCCCCCCCAGCAACUUGGUGUGGAAAGCCCAGAGCAGCUGGGGCUCCGGGGACAGCCUGCGCACCGCCCUCAUCAACUCCAACGGGGAGGAGGUGGCCAUGAGGAAACUGGUGCGCACGGUGAUCAUCAAUGACGAUGAAGAUGAGGACGAUGAUGAAAUGAGCAUCCACCACCGCCACCACCACGUGAGUAGGGCCCCGAGUAGGGGAUGCUGCUGGUUUCGAGGGGAUGCAGCUCCAGGCAGGAUGGGAGGGAGCUCAGAGCAGGAUCAGGCAUACAGGAGAAGGCAGUGGGGAGGCUGCUGUGGAAACAGCAGCAUCAGAGAAGCCCUCAGACCUCUGGCAUCUGGAGGAGAUUGCUGCUCACUAAAAAAGCUCUGAAAACCUUGCUAGAAGUUGUCUCCAACCCUAAAGAACCCUGAUGUGCCAUGAAAAGGGCCAGAAGAGUCAGAGGGAGGCUGAGCAUUGCUUGGAGGAUAGGAUGGUGGGAAGGUGAUGGAUGACACUUUUUGUCAGCAGCUGCUCUGUCCUCUCUGCUUCAUGAGGGUGCUGGAACAAAUCCAGAGGUGGCUUUGUCCUUCCUCUCAGCCCAUUUUUCCCCAUGUGGAGCUGCAAUAUGCACCAGGAGGAUCAGCAGGCAGUGGACAGGGAGCAGGCAGCAUGCCAGGGCCAGAGCUGCAGCCUCUUCUCCCAGAGAAAAACAAGGUGCCCACAGGAAUCACGUGCAAAGAGGCACCAUUGUGGCCAAGCUGUGCCUCAGUGAGGGUGGAAGAUCAUCUAGAUGUCACUUCCAGGAGCAAUUUGGGGCAUCCAUCAUCCACUCCCCUCUGAGUUCUCUGGAUCUGAAGAGCUGUGCUGAGAUUGACACCAGCACGUUGAACUGGUGGAUUGUUCUCCUCUACUCUGCCCUUGUGAGACCCACCUGCAGUGCAGGGUCCAGUUCUCAGCCCCCAGCACAAGAAGGACAGGGAAUUUUUGCUGGAGCAAGUCCAGAAGUAGCCAUGAGGAUGCUCUGAGGGCUGGAGUCUCUCUGCUGUGAGGCAGGCUGG